CAGUAACGAUUUGUAAGAUGAGGCAUACAUCAAAGAGAAAACCACCAUAGCAUCAGGCUGAACCAUUUCAGGGACUCGUGGGUAACCAAGAGCGGCUUUUCUGGAGCGUUAGUGGGAAUUGUCCGUUUAGAAAUCUACCUCCCCAUCUCGAGACGAGUUUAAAAAAAAAAGAAGAAGAAGAAUUAAGAAAGAAAAAACAGGUGGAACCGACGUAAAAUUGGCCACAGCAGCGCACGCGGGAGACAGAACUUUCUGGGGGCAUCCUGCCCGCGCUCUUCACGCGUGGUGCGCGCAGGUGGCGCUGCGGUCCCUGAGCUCCCCGCGGAAGCCAGCGAGGAGCCCAGGAGGCCACCCAGAGCCUCCGCGAAGGGUGCGCCUUGAGAGCCCGGUAGCGUCGGAUCUCUGUGCUGCAUACCCGAUGAUGGAUGAGCCGUGGUGGGAAGGGCGCGUCGCCUCAGACGUCCACUGCACCCUGCGCGAGAAGGAGCUGAAGCUGCCCGCCUUCCGAGCCCACUCCCCACUGUUGAAGAGCCGCCGGUUCUUUGUGGACAUCCUGACCCUGCUGAGCAGCCACUGUCAGCUGUGCCCCGCGGCCCGGCACCUGGCUGUCUACCUGCUGGACCACUUCCUGGACCGCUACAACAUCACCACCUCCAAGCAGCUGUAUGCCGUGGCGGUCUCCUGCCUCCUGCUCGCAAGUAAGUUCGAGGACAGGGAAGACCACGUGCCCAAGCUGGAGCAGAUAAACAGUACAAGGGUCCUGAACGGCCAGAACUUCACCCUCACCAAGAAGGAGCUGCUCAGCACAGAGCUGCUGCUCCUGGAAGCCUUCAGCUGGAACCUCUGCCUGCCCACGCCCGCCCACUUUCUGGACUACUACCUCUCAGCCUCCGUCAGCCAGAAGGAUCGGCACUGCCACAGCUGGCCCGCCACCUGCCCCCGCAAGACCAAAGAGUGCCUCAAGGAGUAUGCCCACUACUUCCUAGAGGUUACCCUGCAAGAUCAUAUUUUCUACAAAUUCCAGCCUUCUGUGGUGGCCGCAGCCUGCGUUGGGGCCUCCAGGAUUUGCCUUCAGCUUUCCCCCUACUGGACCAGAGACCUACAGAGGAUCUCAAAUUACUCUCUGGAACAUCUCAGCACAUGCAUUGAAAUCCUGCUGGUAGCUUAUGACAAUGUCUUCAAGGAUGCUGUUGCGGUCAAGAGCCAGGCCUUGGCAAUGGUGCCUGGCACGCCCCCUGCCACCACCCAGGUGUUGUUCCAGCCACCCACCUACCCCACCCUGAGCCAGCCGACGACACCAGCCCUGGCGCCAUUUCAGACCCCCGUGCAGGACCUAUGCUUGGCCUAUCGGGACUCGCUGCAGGCUCAUCGCUCUGGGAGCCUGCUCUCAGGAGGCUCUGGCUCCUCCCUCCAUGCCCUGUACCCCACCCUCCAGCCCCUGGACGUGUGUCCCGUGUCCCUCCCCACGCCCCUCAGCAUGCAGAUGGCCAUCGCGGCUGAGCCCAGGCACUGCCUCACCACCACCUAUGGAAGCAGCUACUUCAGCGGAAGCCACGCGUUCCCCACGGGCUGUUUCGACAGAUAGGGCACCUUUGGGCCACACAGGGAGUCCUUGGAGACCCACCUGGGCAGAGGACGAGGACACAGGUGAGGGGAGCUCAGCGGAGUGAGGCAGUGGGGAGGCCAUCCCCACAGAGCCUCAUUGCUACCCUUGAACGGAGAGGGUUCAUGUUCUUUUUAAAUAAAGCUGACCCCCAGCAAAACAGUCCAUGGCAACCUCCCCCGAGAGCAUUCCUCUGGAAAGUGUCUUCCACAUAUGUAGCUGGGGUGCAGGGGGGUGGCUCGGCCACAACCCUCUGGAGGAGGGACCCCCUGAAUUGAGAAAGACUUGGUGAGAGGCCAGGAGACUGGAAACUGGAUGCAGACUGCCAGUCCAUGAGCAUGUUUGGCUUUUAGCAUCAAAGACUUCUUUACUUCUCGCCAGUGGCAGCUACACUGAAAAAGAAGGGGACUGCAUGAUGUAUCCUCAGGACCCCAGCAGGUGCCGCAUUGGGUGCUCUUUCCCUGCCUCCAUACAGAAGAGCUGUGUGUGUGUGUAUGCCUAAGCAUCAGCCUUCUGAGGCACGGUGGGCGGCUGUCUUGCCUUUGUUGUCGGACCUAAAACCUUAUUAGGCCUUUUAGAUAUCUCACAUGCUGCUGCUUCCUGAAGUGACCUAGCUUUCUGUUCAGUAAGAUAUCUUGUUUACAUAGUGUAUCAGGGAUUUUACGAUACUUGAAAAUUCCUUAGGAGAGAAAAAAUGUUGAUCGCCACACUGCCUGUCCCAUGCAAGGGCUGUAGAUUCGGACCCAGCUUGUAACAACAAGCAGGUGGUUGGGGAAAGCCACUCCCCAGGCUCUCAGUUCAAGAAGAUUCCACAUCUUGGGUGCUGUGUUCACCUGUAGAACUUUGACAGCCACCCAGAGGAGAAGUGGUUGAAAGGUGGACAGAGGUUUACAACCAACAACCCUAACCCCGCUCCACCAGGUGCUUACGGUGUGUGAGUUUGGCUAAUAGGGAAGGCUAAUGAUGUGGAAUGUUUGCUUCGUGCCAGCUGGAGUCGGGGAGCGGGGCAUGGACAGGGGUGUAGGUCACAAAUACAGGCAAGCAAUUGGUUGGAUCGAAAGCCAGUGUUUGGGCACCUACAGCAAGAGGGCCCUCAGGAAGACUCUCAUAACCAUGUGCAAUAUGUUUUUAUUCUGACUCAUGACUUGUGCUAGUUGUGUUUUUUUGGUUUGUUCCGAGUCGGAGCGACACACUGUUCACCCAUUAGAACUGGGAGGUGUAAAGAACAAUGGAGACAUUUUUUUUGUUUGUUUUAAGAAGAACCCAUCUUGGUUUUCUUGGCUUAUUUGCCCGUCAGUGCAGGAGACUGGCUCGGGGACUAUCAGGAAGGCGGCCAUGUGCUGCUGAAUUGGAUCCGAAGGUGAUUUUCAGAGCAGAUGAAGGCUUCGGUGUGGAAGCAGAAUAAGAAGAGGUAAUGCGAAUAAGGCACUGGUGCCGCUGUGUCACAUGAGUGUGGGAAGACUACACGUUUGUUUGUUGCUUUUCUCUUUUUCCUUUGCCAACCUCCUUCUAUUUAUGUGAGACUGGUUUGGAUUCCAAGUUGUUGUGUCUGUCUGGCCUGGGACUGGGGCUUGUGAAGGGCCCCCCAGUAGAGCCUCACAGCCAGCCCAGCACGCAGAAGAAGGCGUCUUGCAAUAAACAGAUCACCUACU
This is a messenger RNA of Herpailurus yagouaroundi (jaguarundi), 3255 nucleotides long. RefSeq names its product cyclin J like (gene CCNJL). NCBI's taxonomy places the organism in Eukaryota, Metazoa, Chordata, Mammalia, Carnivora, Felidae. Bases 419 to 1585 code for a protein of 388 amino acids. The record is from RefSeq and is a predicted model, not a curated record. The transcript has 7 exons.